This is a messenger RNA of Ictalurus punctatus (channel catfish), 2109 nucleotides long. It is a transcript of the gene myoz1a, whose product is annotated as myozenin 1a. Gene Ontology annotation, molecular function: FATZ binding; actin binding; telethonin binding. The record is from RefSeq and is a predicted model, not a curated record. The transcript has 6 exons. Gene Ontology annotation, cellular component: actin cytoskeleton; Z disc. Bases 226 to 1179 code for a protein of 317 amino acids. Lineage: Eukaryota; Metazoa; Chordata; Actinopteri; Siluriformes; Ictaluridae.
GCCUGAGACCCCCCUCAAUCCCCUGCUCUGUCAUACACUCCACGUCUUCCUCCCCCCUCUUGAUUUGCUAUCCAAGUCCUGACUGGAUUUUGCACUCCCCAGGAUCUUGGUCCAGCCACAGGUCAGCGACACCCUGGGAUUUAUAAACUUUUGAUUGAAUCAGAAGUUUUGCCUCUUCCACUUGAGACCACUUCUGUACAGGAGUUUAGAACCCAGUUUGGAGUCAUGCCUCUCGCUGGAACACCUGCCCCUCCCAACAAGAGGAAAAAAACUGCAAAAAUCAUCACUGACCUCUCACAUAUCACUCAGAAUGAGUAUGAGUCCGAGCCUGAGGCCUCCGAGUUUGACUUGGGGACGAAGAUCAGCACACCCAAAGACGUAAUGCUGGAGGAACUGUCCCUGCUCAAAAACAAGGGCUCGAAGAUGUUCAAAAUGAGGCAGCUGCGUGUGGCGAAGUUCAUCUAUGAGAACAACCCUGAUGUCUUCAACAGUGACUCUAUGGAUAACUUCCAGAAAUUUGUCCCUGGCAUUGGGGGUCAAAUGGUGGAUGUUGGUGGACGUCUGGUCGGUGGACAUCUUGUUGGUGGACAAAUAGUUGGUGGACAUUUAGUUGGUGGAGUUGGGCAUGCACCUGUGCCUCCUCCCAAACCAGGUAGCCGAGGUACAGGGGCAGGAAGUGGAGUUGGUGCAGGAGGAACAGCUGGCGGAGUGGGUGCAGGGGCAGGCGAGAGUGCUGGCUCAUCAGCUGAUGGCUCACAGAGUGCACAAAGCACUAAAGCUGCUGCUUUAGCAAAUGAGAACAAAAGAAAGGAAUACAUGAAGACGUAUGUAUCACCCUGGGAAAAAGCCAUGAAGGGAAACGAAGAGCUUGUAUCUACUAUGAAGCCAUUCAUGCCAGGACCCUGUGUUCAUGGAGACCUGCCAAAAUAUAAGAGUUUUAACAGGACGGCUACGCCCUUUGGUGGCUUUGAGAAAGCUUCUCAGCUGAUGACCUUCCAGUUGCCGGAUAUUGAGGCAGCAGCAGAGCAGCUGGAGCCUGCAGUGGUGUACCACCAUGACAUACACUCAAGACCCUCCUUUAACCGCACUCCCAUUGGCUGGGUGGGCAGCGGAGACACAAGCAACGUCCACCUGCAGAUUGAUACCAUGCCAUUCGACGGGGAGACUGAUGAGCUGUGAGGAGCAAACAUCUUAGUCCUUCAAAAAGCUCACUCUAUAACCACUUCCCUAUACCUGCUUUGCAAUUCUUUCUUUCUUUCUUUCUUUCUCUCUCUUUCUCUCUCUCUCUCUUUCUCUCUCUCUCUCUCUCUCUCACACACACACACACACACACACACACACACACACACACACACACACACACACACACACACACACAGUGCUUCCAUAUAUGUCAUUAAAAAUAUAUUGUAUUGAAAUAUGUGCUUCAAUAUCAAUGGAUGCCUGUGUGUGAACUCAGUCCUGACCCAUGUAUCCAUGUGUCCUGAUUCAUCCACUGUUCAAAGUGGGAUACAUGGUUGCGAGACUGAAAAUGUAUGUGUAAGUAAAGAAAAUGUAAAGACGACUGCCAACAAAAUUAUUAUGGCUACAAUCAAACUGAGUCUUAGAGUCUUAAUGUACUAAUUUGACAAAUCUCUUGUCCAUCUGUGCCUUUUACGUUCAAAAUCCUGCCAUGCACAUGUGCUGUGAUGAGAUUUAUGUGUUGAUAAGUGAGUACCAAAUUAUCACUCAAGAAUUCUAGUGCAGAACAUCCAGUACUAAAAUGUGGUUAAUUAAGUUAACUAAUCACCUGAUCUUCACUGGAACUUGUUCAGCUCCAGUCAAGUGUAACAGAGGAAAGUAUUUACUUUAGAUUUACAUGUAUUAAUUUAGCAGACGCUUUUAUGCAAAGCGACUUACAAAUGAGGAAAUACUUCAAAUUUAGUUUCGAAGCUGUUUAAGUAAGUGAAAGACAUCUUGGCUUGAUGUUGAGGAUGAUGAUGAUGAUGAUGAUGAUGAUGAUGCGAGAAUGCUAUAUGUUUCCCUACUGUUGUUUGGCAUGUUGAUAUAAUGAAUUAUAAGAGUUUAGCACCACCCCUACUUAAUAAAUAUUUGAUAGCUGACGGUUAA